GAAAUAUCAUCAAGGCAAUCAAUUCGCAGGCUGUAUCAAUCAUAAGGUAUGGAGCAGGGGUAAUUGCAUGGACAAAAGAAGAACUAAAGGAAGUGGGCAGAAAGACAAGGAAGAUACUUACUAUUUAUAAGUGCUUCUACCCGAGAGAUGAUGUGGACAGGCUAUAUUGGAAGAGGGUUGAAGGAGGAAGAGGAUUGCAGAGUGUGGAAGAUGUUGUAUAAAUUGAAAAAUGCAGCCUAGGACACUACCUCACCAAGACAGAUGAAGAGUUCUUAAAGGAGGUCAAGAUAGAAAACAUUUUCAAGGAAGAAGAAGAUCCAAAAGAAAGGAAGAAAACCAUCAUAAAUAGAAGAAAAGAAAGUUUCCUUGAAAAGAAGUACAUCCUGUAUUUUGGAAAGGAACAAAGGAGAUAAGAGGUGAGGAAGCAACAUGGCAAUGGUUAAGGAAGGGAACACUAAAAAAGGAAACAGAAGGAAUGAUCCUAGCAGCCCAAAACCAAGCCCUCAGAACCAAAUGGAUGCGACACCAUAUUGAUAAAGAGUUCGAAAUUUCAUCGGACUGCUUGGAACG
Messenger RNA from Paramuricea clavata, 570 nucleotides. NCBI's taxonomy places the organism in Eukaryota, Metazoa, Cnidaria, Anthozoa, Malacalcyonacea, Plexauridae. The record is from the annotation of a GenBank genome assembly.